Macrosteles quadrilineatus (aster leafhopper) is the source of this 2435-nucleotide messenger RNA. Its product is annotated as putative inorganic phosphate cotransporter. The record is from RefSeq and is a predicted model, not a curated record. The transcript is spliced from 9 exons. Gene Ontology annotation, molecular function: transmembrane transporter activity. Lineage: Eukaryota; Metazoa; Arthropoda; Insecta; Hemiptera; Cicadellidae. The coding region runs from base 72 to 1661 and encodes 529 amino acids. Gene Ontology annotation, biological process: monoatomic anion transport; transmembrane transport.
GUCACUGGUAGCCUCUGGUCAGAGUUGGUGUUGGUGUCAUUGUAGACCUCUGGUGACACGGUGACAGUGACAUGGCAGUGAACGCAGGGAUACCACCGUCCAUCAAGAAUGGAUGGUGUGUGCCACAGCGGUACGUGCUGGCCAUCAUGGGGUUCCUGGCCAUCGCCAACGGCUACAUCCAGAGGUUCUGCCUCAGUCUGGCCAUCACGGAGAUGGUUCUGCCCCACCACGGCGGUAGUUCUCUCUCCAGACCAGUAGACCCGCUCGCUUGCCCUUACGAUACUCAAACCAACUUGACACUAAGAGGGGCGUCACACGUCACCUCGUCGGCAGAGUUCGACUGGUCAGAGGCUACCCAGGGGGUGAUCCUCUCAGCAGUGUUCUGGGGCUACGUGCUGACGCAGCUGCCUGGAGGGCUGCUGGCGGAGAGGUGCGGAGGCAAACACGUGCUGAGUCUAGGACUUCUGACAUCCACCAUAGGAACACUGCUGACACCGUGGGCAGCAAGGAUGGGGCCUGCUUGGCUCAUCUUCAUACGGUUCUGCAUCGGAAUGGGACAGGGUCCAAUGUACCCCAGCCUCAACGUCAUGUUAGCCCAAUGGGCUCCUCCACAGGAGAGGGGACGACUUGGCGCGGUUGUAUUUGCUGGAGCUCAGAUAGGCAACGUGGUGUCCAUGGCUCUGGGAGGUAUCCUGAUCCGCUACAUGGACGGUGGUUGGGUCAACGUGUUCUACGUGUUCGGCUGCGCCGGCCUGGUGUGGCUCGCUGCGUGGCAGAUACUGUGUUACAGCGAUCCUGAGAGUCAUCCUUUCAUCAGUGACGCAGAGAGGGACUUCCUCAUGGGCCAAAGUGUUGGGCAGACCAAGAAGCGACAGGACCUGCCACCAACCCCGUGGCGUCACAUCCUCUCAUCAGUUCCUCUCUGGGGUCUCAUCAUCGCUCAGAUAGGCCAUGACUGGGGACUGUUCACCAUCAUCACAGACCUGCCCAAGUACAUGAAGAGUGUCAUGCACUUUUCUAUCCAUCAGAACGGCCUACUGUCUGCUGCUCCCUACCUUGUCAUGUGGAUAUUCGCCCUCAUCUGUGGGUUCCUCGUGGACUUCCUCGUUAAACGAAACAUCUCCAUCACUCUGGUCCGCAAAAUCUUCAUCUCCAUCGCUGCCACAGGCCCUGCGCUCGGCAUCCUGGCCGCCUCCUACUCCGGGUGCGACAAGGUCCUCGUCUCCCUGUUCUUCACCAUGGGCAUGGGUCUGAUGGGAGCGUUCGUACCCUCGCUCAAGGUCAACGCCCUUGAUCUUUCCCCGAACUACGCCGGCACUCUUAUGGCUCUGGUUGGAGGUAUAGGAGCUAUCUCUGGGAUUUUCACACCCUACCUCGUGGGUGUCCUGACCCCAGAUAGUACUCUACUUCAGUGGCGUCUAGUUUUCUGGAUUGCCGUGAUCGUUCUAGUGUUAACCAACAUAGUGUACCUGUUCCUGGGAUCAGCAGAGGUCCAACCGUGGAACGAUCUGUACUGUAACGGCUCCGGAGUCGGAACAGUUUCCAAAGUGCCUGUUACGUCCAGACUCAGCGUGCCUGAAGUCAGGCCGUCUAGGCCAAACAUUGUGCAAGGUCUUGAUAAUCAACGGCAAAAUGGGGGAUCGAAAAAUAACGAUAUCUGAAGGAAUUUGAGUUAACUUAUUCCUUGUUCAAAACAGACUCUUUUAUGUUAAGUACAUUAAAGGUUAUAUUUUGUAAAUCUAAAACAUUGAAGCAACUAAACCCAAGUCUAUCAUGGAGUUUUAUGGCUUAGAUUUUCCAAAUUGAAGUUCCUGAAAGAAAAAGUUUAAGUAUAUUGUAUUAACUUUUAGUUUGAGUUGCACAUGAUAAAUUUUCUAAACAUUUUAUUGAUAAAAAUACUGGAAUGAAAUUAUUUUUGAAUUUGCAUUGUUUAUCAGUAUUUCUGUAAUUUAAUAUUAAUGUACAGGCUCGAACUAAUUAAAUUACAUAUAUUCUCAAUCAAUACCCUGAGGGCCAGGCGUUAGUUAUUUAACUGAAUUACAACUGUUUACUUUUAAUUUUUCAUUUAAUCCAUUGAAAUUUUUAUGUAAGGCUGGUUCAAAACCUGAUGUCGUUACUAUUCCAUCGAAUAUCAUUUAUUAUUAUAAGUUAUUUAUUAUUAUAUGAGCUGACAGUUCCUGUAAAUGCUUUAAAUAUCUCAGGAGGUUCUUAUCCCACUUUGUAAAUAAUAGUUUUUUUUAUUUAAUAACUGAAAUAUUACCACAAGUUUUACGAAGUAUCUUCAAAAGAUUGAUCAUUACAAAAACUAUUAGGCUAAUAAAAAUAUGUGAAUGAUUUUUAUAGUAAAGUUAAAUUAUUAAAUCACUGAUAUAGAGACGAAUAAUUAAAAUGGACACUAUAAUGUAUUAGACUGUGGUAUUUCAUUGUAGUUUCUU